Phaedon cochleariae (mustard beetle) is the source of this 2870-nucleotide messenger RNA. The record is from the annotation of a GenBank genome assembly. Lineage: Eukaryota; Metazoa; Arthropoda; Insecta; Coleoptera; Chrysomelidae.
ACUAUUGCAUAUAAAUACUAGGUAUAUACUUAGUCGCCUUAAUAAAUGAAAAAACCUAUUGAACUUCCAGAACAACAUAGGUUAGAAGUGUUGAAACGUUUAAGUACUUAGAAAUCUACUCGCAAGAAAGGCCAAACCUUUUUAUGCAUUUCUUGAUUAUUAUAAAAGGGGAGGGAAAUUGACAGAUAUAUAUAAAAGUUGAACCCUAGCAAUAUUCACACUUGUGUGCAGUCAUGAUCAGGCUAACGGUCUUCGUUGCAUUCUUGGCGGCGAGUACGCUAGGUGCAGAUCACAAUUUGUUCAAAAACUGUUCAAGAAUAUCAUUCUGCAAAGAACUUCGCAAUCAUACCAUACCAAGUAAUUCUCUCUUACAAGCACAAAUUCAUCGAUUGACAAAUAUCAAUAAUGUUGCCAACAUACCUCUUACCAACUCCAACCACCAGGAACUGAAUUUACAAAUAUCAUUGUUACCCGGAAAUAAAGUGAGAGCAAAAAUUCUGGAGGCAAACCAUUCUCGAUAUGAACUAUCUGAUGUACUAGUGGAAGAACCGAUAAGUAUACCAUUUUCUUCUAUAAAUCAAGACAACAAAGAACUAUUUCUGACUCCAAACGAUCCUUCAUAUCAUAUCAGUGUUACUAUUCUGGCCGGUCCGCCAUUCAGCAUAGUGUUCAAAAACCAUGACCGGAAGGAAGUGAUAUUGGAUGGAGAGAGAAUCCAAAUAAAAAAUACCAAUGAAAGCCAAAUUUUCACGUUGGCAGUGGAAUUUGAGGGUGCUAAAAGACUUUAUGGACUCCACCAUCAUCCCACCAAUUUGGAAUUACCAGAAACAGCAGACCAAUCGACGGAUCCUUUCAGAUUGAGGAAUUCAGAUAAUGCUAAUUAUGAAGUUGGCUCUCCAAUGGCUUUAUAUGGAUCCGUACCAGUGGUAUACGGACAUUCGCAUAAUUCUACUACUGGAAUAUUCUUGCACAACGCUGCAGAGCAAUGGGUGGAUAUAUCUUAUAAAACAAGAAACCCCUCGGCAUAUUUCAUGGUAGAAAGUGGUACUCUGGAUCUAUUCAUCCUAUUAGGACCAACUCCAAAGUCAGUCGUGAGACAGUUCACUAAUCUUACGGGUGUCGCCCACAUGCCACAAUUGUGGACCCUGGGAUACCACCAAUGUCGUUGGUCCUACUACACUCAAGAAGACGUCAAGAAAGUCGUAGCCACUAUGGACGCAAACGAUUUUCCUAUGGACGCGAUCUGGCUCGACAUCGACUACACAGAUGGAAAGAGAUAUUUCACGUGGCAACCGGAUAAUUACAGUGACCCCAUAGAGCUGCAAAGGAAUCUGUCAUCGAGCAACAGAAAACUAGUGACGAUUUUGGAUCCGCAUAUCAAAGUGGAUGAGAACUAUUCAGUGUACGCCCAAGCAAAAGGAAAACAUUUCGUUAAAUGGGCGAAUGGAAGCGACUUUCAAGGUGUUUGCUGGCCUGGUUUAUCCAGCUACAUCGAUUUUCUGGAUCCAGCAGCAAGAGACUACUACUCGAGUUGGUAUGCUUAUGAUAAAUUCAAGGGAAGUACAGAAACUCUAGCCGGAAUUUGGAAUGACAUGAACGAACCUUCAGUGUUCGACGACUCUCUAGAGAAAACACUGCCAUUUGAAACCAUACACCAUGGAGGUGUCCUUCAUAGAGACAUCCACAACAUUUACGGAUUUCUCCAGACUAUGGCUACACACCAAGGUCUGAUGCUGAGAGACAAUGGGACGAAAAGGCCGUUCGUCCUGACUCGUUCCCAUUUUGCCGGUUCCCAAAGAUACGCUGCCAUGUGGACUGGCGAUAAUACCGCCGAUUGGCCGUACUUACAAGUCAGUUAUUCCGAAUGUAUUCUAUCCAAUUUGAUGGGAUUGGUGUUCUGCGGAGCUGACGUUGGAGGAUUCUUCAACAAUCCCGAUGUGGAGUUACUCCAAAGGUGGUAUCAAGCUGGUGUUUGGUUGCCAUUCUACAGAGGCCACGCAGAAGAAACCACCUUGAGACGUGAACCAUACUUAUUCUCCAAAGACGUUCAAGAUGUCAUCAGGGCCGCCAUCAAACUUCGUUACAAGCAUAUACCGGUUUGGUACACCCUUUUCUAUGAACACACUAUCAGAGGAGACCCUGUGGUGAGGCCGUUAUUUUACGACUACCCCGGAACUGUGGAUAGAGAUGAUCACAUUUUGAUAGGAUCAAAUAUUUUGGCAAGACCUGUAAUGGAAUCUGGAGUAGAAACUAUCGACGUUCAUUUUCCUGGUAAUGAUAACACCCUGUGGUACAGAGUCGAUGACUACUCUUGGUCAAUACACAGAGGAGGUGAUACUGAAACUGUGCCGGUGAACAUUACUACGGCACCGUUUUAUUAUCGAGGAGGCAGCAUCAUAUUCAGGAAAGACAUCGCCCGGCCAUCUACAACAGACAUGCAGACCGAUCCCGUGACGCUUUAUCUCAAUCUGGAUCAAAACGGUACUGCCGAGGGUACAGUGUACGUGGAUGAUUAUACCAGCUUCGAAUAUUUGAAUCAAAGGAGUUUCUUCUAUUUGAAAUUUAGUUAUAUCGACAGCACAAAGGAAUUACACAUUCACAAAAUUGAUGGUGAUGCCAGGGGAUUCCAAAUCGAUAUCAAGCAAAUUAUUAUACACAGGCCAAGUUCAGAUGGCAAGAAGAAGUCUAGUGGCCAUCAAUUAUUGGAAGAUGUAGAUCUACAAGUGAAAAUGAAUGAACAAUACGAUAUAUAUUUAAAGUUAUGAAUAGACAUAUCCAUAAAAUAGACAGAACUAGGGUUGCUAGUCAAAAUAUAAAAAAUAAAUUACAAACAGAUAUACACUUGUGAAAUAAAUAUAAAUGUUUACUCG